AUGGCCAGCCUGCCGAUUGGCUGGGAGUCCGACUACGACGGUCAGCGAUGGUUUUACAAGUUCACAGCCAGCGGCCAGAUACAAUACCACUUUCCGACCGCUGGCGAUGAAUUCCCCGAAUACGUCGACUCUUCCGCGCCCGCGCCCGCGCUCGCACCCGAGGAGCGGCUCGAGUCGCAGCAGCAGAUGCGGCGACAUUCGGCCAUUGGCAUCACCUUGACCACACCCUCCUCCACCACGCCCUCCUACACGAUAAGCCCCGACGAUGGCAGACCCAGGCCUCGCAGGGCGGUCAUGUCCGCCACGGCUCGCCCCAUCAGCGCCGUCUGGGAGGGUGACGGCUCGGACGACGAUCAGCAGGUCUUCCAGCCCGAGAACUUCAUGUACCUUGGCCCAGGCACUUACUCGGAUGUAAGCCCUCUCGUGGAAGAGGAAGAAGAGGCCGCGAGACGCAUCGUUGCCGGUGAGAUAUUGGAACACCCCUCCGACAACGGGCAGAACGUCUCGGCCGACGGCUCCAAGCGGGCAAGUCCUGCCACCAGUGCGGGGACGACGCCGAAGAUGCAAAAGGACGAAACGAAAGAUAGCCCACCCGUCGAGUCCGUUCCCGUGUCGCCGGAGCGCGCAAUUCACAAGAUAGACGGCGGCGGCACGUUGCAUGAACUGCCGGUUCCGCACCCCCAGGUCUUUGACCCCGUCGGCAACGUGGCCGAAAUGCCGACGGAGAUUACAGCUGUCGCUCGUGUUGAACUCCAUCCGGACCCCAUCGAGAUGGCCGAUAGCUCGGUGCUGGCGCCGAUAGAGGCGCCUGUGCCUGUGGCCUCGUCCGAGCAGCCCGCCGCCGGGUUGCCCGAGAAGUUCGGCCCCGCCGGGUUAAGGGUGCCGCAAAAGGUCCGGAGCAAAGAUGCGAUCGGGGACAAGAAGGAGAAGAUACCGGCGGAGCGUAGUGAGCCGUCAUCAAACGAAUGCCCUGCGUUUCAACCUGACAUGCCGGGGAUGGGGGCGCGAAGCCGGUUCGAACAGCCAGCACAGGGGACGAUGCAGAAUGGCAUUGAAUCGUCGCAGCUACCAACGCCGGGGGAGUCAUCACAGAAAACGUCGAACCAAGGGGGGCAGGAAACGGAACGGCAGAAACCUCCGGUAGACCAAGAACAGGAGCGGCAUCGACAGUCGCUUUACAUCUGGUCCCCUAACCAGCUGCCCCAGCGUGCCCACUCAACGAGCCAACCGCGGACAGAAACGGCCAAAGAAUUCAAGAUUGCGAGGAAGCCGGCAGGCUCUUCGGGUGUGCAAAAGAAUUACCUGCCGUAUGUGCCCGGGAAAAUUGAUGUCGAGGAAUCGUCGUGGUCCACAUCGGAGAGAAGGAGGACCAUCGGCAGCUCAAUACAACGCGAGGUGUCACUCAUGAUGGCCUCGGGUACCUCCGCGAACCUUGACCCAAGCACCGUUCCUUGCGUCUUGGCUCCUCCCAGGAAGCCAUCUGCCGAUACGACGGCGCAACCAGCCGGUCCUCGGAAAGCCGCAUCCCUGCCUAUUCCCGGAACCGUCGCGACACAGGCGUCCGCUUUUGAACAAGAGACGAAGCAAGACACAACGAGCGGAUUUGGUCAUCCUUCACAGCCGCUUUCCCAGCAAGCCGUUCCUGUGCCGGGGUCGAGUGCGGUGACUUUGGAACAAGUUGGCUCACUGGAGUCAAAAGUUCAGAACAUCGUACCGGAGAUUCCAUCCGUCCUAAUGCCAGCCCAUGGACAAGAACGGCCCCCGUUGUCGAGGGAACCCUCUCCGGCUGCACAGGUGUCGGAUUCGAUCGGUUCAAGCGUAGCACGCCGACGAGCCGACUCUGACUCGAUGUCGACUGCUGCUCACAAGACCUCUGUCCUUCCGCGCCAGGGUCAACAACCGCCCUAUCCAGAGGAGCCAUUCUAUACGCCUUCACCAGCUCAACUGCGAUCUCAAAGCUAUCCAUCAGCCGGCUCGCACGGGUAUCCGCCGUAUCGAGCAGCGCCAACGCAGGGUCUGCCAUCGCAGGGCCCAUCUCGGGAUGGUCCAAGGGAUUCUUGGCAGAAGCAACGACCGUUGCCUGCUCCGUCCGUACACGCAAACGAUGCUGCCUACUCGAAGCUUUCCCAGACUGCUCGCCCCCAUAGUCUUGUGGGAUUCCCUUCACCGCAGCGGAGCUCGUCUGACGAUCAACCCCCGGCGGUGCCUGAAAAGGACCGGUCGACGGCAGCGAAACCAUCACCCUCUCCUGUUCGGGGAGGUUAUCAAGUCGCUACCGUUGCCACCGGGAUGAUGCCUUCGGUGCGGCCCAGGGCCGAAAGCCAACCGUCCAGCUUCCCACUGCAAACCCCGUCACCGUUGGAAAAGUUUCGGCGUGCUUCCUUGAACCCUGCACUCAUGCAGGGUUAUGGUGAAAUGGUAUUCACGCCGUCGCCCAUCACCAGCACCCCCGGAUCAGGCCCUCGGGCAUCCACACAAGGUCCACUAGUUCCUAACAAGCUGCCGCAUCGGCACCCGCCGGGAUCCUACUUUCCGGUUCAAGAUGCAAGUCCUGGUGCAACUGGCCGGCCGCAAGCUCCCCGGAUCGAAUCGGCACCGAAGAAGGGACGAAAGGCGACGUCUCCGGGGCUGCUCGAUGGGGAACAUCCCAUCGGCUACCAGGUGUCUCCGGACGGGUCCCGUCUGCCUCCCGCCAAAACAAAAUCCGGCAGUCCUCGGAUAACCACCGACCGGUUGCCAGCAACUCUGGCGGAGAAAUCUGCCUGCUCUCCGCCUGCACAUCUCCUCGGCAGGAUCGAGGAGCACGACGAAUCUCAGAUCGGCGCGGGGCAUCAAAAGGUCGAAGCAAACGACUCCAGGCCGAGCUCGACAGCGUCAGGGUCACAACACUCAUCCUCGUCAUGCCGGAGUAUGCAAAGGCCAAGCUUGCAGCAGAUUCAAGCCACCACUGCGUUGCAGAUGCAGGGUCCCUGGCAGCAAGAACCAGGUCAGCGGCACCUUGAACGGCCAGCGACAGGCCCACCUCCUCGCGGCUUGGUCCUGCCGCGGAGCCAAGUCACGGAAGGGCAAAUGUCGCCGCCUGUUUAUCAAACGUCACCGCACGGCCAGAUAUCACCGCACAGUCAGGCACCACCACAGGGUCAUACCAUCACAGGACAUUACCCUCAGCAGCAAGUUCCGUCGACUGUGUCGAUGGACGCGAAAAUUGCGCCGCAGGCCGUUCACCAAAGCGCUGCACAUGUCUCACAACCAGGUUUCGCCAGUCCUCUAGGCAAGGAGAAGGAGAAGAAGUGGGCCAAAUGGUUCCAGAGCACCAAACUUGCCCCAAGCACGGCACCUCCGGAGCAGCUCGCGCAGCAGCCUCGGGGCCCUCAAGGCUGGCAUCCGAGUCAAGGUUCGCCCGCGGCCAGUGACAGGCCAAGAAUGCACCCACAACGUGCUUCCGGACCGCCUACGGGCAUACCAACUCCCCUGGGCAUCGCGCAGGCAGGACAUGAGGCUGUGAUGGGGCAGGGCCGACACAGCAUUUCAGGUCCUGUAUCCACGUCAACGCCCACGUCCACCGUCGCACCGAGCGGGACAACUGCUCCCGGGCAGAUUCAAUUGCGAUCUCCCGUAGAGCAGGAGUUACGGCCUCGGCCACUUUUUUCUCAGCAAGCUUCAGGAAGGCCAGGCUACAAGGAGCAAAACGCCGGAGGUCAUAUGGCGGCACAAGCUCCUCCCGACAUACACCUACUCGCGUCACCGCCGCGCAAAUGGAAGCCAUUCAUUCUCCUCCCCCCGACGUUGGCUUGGUUGCUAGCCUUUGUAGUCGAGACUCGAUCCCAUGUCUCCCGAUUUCGAAAUGUUGAGCAAGUUACGAAAAUGAGGCGACCCGAGCCGCGUGCGCGGGCAGAGUUGACGCCGAUGGCCCUCGAUGGGAGCAAUGAAUCCCAGAACAGCGAGGCCGUCUUCGCGGCCCAUCAGGCCUGGUUUCGUGUCGACAAAGAGGCCAGACGAACCGAUGAUCAAGAAGAGACGGUGACUGGCAACGAGGUAAAGAUUGAUGGUGGUGCCGUCCACGAAGCCGACGGAGUCGAAGCCGAGGAUUUACCCUGGAAGAAUGACUCUUCCUUCGUAAUCAAAACACACGCCGUCGGCGAAAGGUCCCUCGCGCCAGACGGCGCAGCGUUGAAGCAGACGCAGACAACGUCGACGGCUGGCCUGGGACGGAAGAUGGACGCCUCCCAACAGACGCCGACGCAGGUCAACGCAGACCGCGACUACGAUCUCUUCGCCCAUCUCCUCCCCGCGAGCCCCGAUGAGCCGACGCAGCAGAACAGCGAGGAACAAAGGACUCUUCAGGAGGGCGACACGGGCGCCGUCAUCUUCGAUCACCUCAGCGAUCACGUCCGGCCGUCAUCCCAAGUUUCCGUCGACGCCGGCCUCGAGCCCACGAGGAGCGACUGGCGCACCACCGACCAUACAUCUCAGCUCAACUCCAACACCGGCUACACUCCGUACAAGCCGCAGGAUCUUCCACCCGAAACGCCGGCAUUGCCUACCAACCCGUUUGCCGCCAAGCUGAGCGUCCUGGCCCCACUUGCGGGGAGCCAGCUCUUCGGCCAGACCCAGCAGCUCUCGUCGGCGGCCAAAGCCAGCCCGACCUCGUCGCGGCCCUCCCCCAACAUCUUCCUCAACUCUAUCUCGCCCAACGCCCUCCAGACGUCGCCCCUCAAGAACCGAGCGAAUAUUUCCUCGCCAACCGACGCACGCACAUCAAGCCCGCCACGGUGGCACGACGUCCCAGGGACCUUGCUGAAGGACAAGAAUGGACCUGCCGUCCCCGAGGACAGCCCUGCCGAGAAGGCCUCGGCAAGGGAAGAACUCAUCCCCGAGUCACCCACGCUUCAAGCAGCAAAGGCCUCCGUCGGCCGGCAACCGUUCGCCCACUACGUGCCGAUGAAGCAAUCGCAAGAGAGAAAGACGAGCGGUGGAGAAAAGCCGGUCGACCUGGACUCGGAUGACGACGAUCCCCUGACGAUGCAGGAGGAACGCCGGAAAGCGGUGGAGAAGAAGCGGGCGCGGGCCGAAGCCGAGAUGGACAAGAUUAGCUUCACCAGGCACUCGCGACGGGACUCUGGCGAGCACCAGAGCAGGAAGAAACGGAGAGUUUAUAGCAGCGGAAGCACCUUCGGCGUGGACGCAGGCACGGGCGCAGGCGCAGGUGCCGACCCAGGUGCGGGCGCAGGAACGGACUUGGACAAGAGCCAAGACGUUGCAGUCAUCCGUAAUUCUCAAAAACUUCCCACGGCUUCGUUGGACAUGCCGAUCGCUUCGACCAAGGCGACCCCGGGCGAAGCGGGUGGAGCGGGCGACGACCUGGAGCCAACACAUGGAGAGCCGGAGAACUCUGGGCAAGACAGGGAAGGGGAGGACGAUGCGCUGGACGAGGAUAUGAUCCCCGCUACCAGCCCCAUACGAUGCCCAUCCGAGGGGGAAUUGCCGAGACCAUCGGCUGCUUCGGACCCGGAGCUGCCAACACUUGUGGAAGUCGAUGCCGACGACGGCAGGGAUGCUUGCGGCAGCACGGCAGACACCUCGUCUUACCCGCCCACUCAGCGACGAGCUCCAAGAAGGAAGGAUGGCGGAGACAGUCCGGCCCUCAGCUCCGAGUCGGAGGGAUUGCUCGUCGAGGCUGGCGCGGUGGCAAAGCCUCGCAGAAGUGCUCGCAACUGCCUGACUCCGCACCAGCCCCGUCGUGCUCGGGAACCCGUCAUGGAGCCAACUUCCAGCUUGUCAAGCUUAUCCGUGACACCGCUUCCGUCGUCCACGACGACGCCCGGGACCCAGGAGUCACGGGCGGCCGAUGGAAGGCGGUCAGCGAAAACGGUGUCGCCGGCCAGCAGCAUGAACCUGCGGAAGCGCGCGCUGAGGAGCGCGAUCGAGGCUGAAACGGCAGAUGGAGUAAGGCGAGCGUCCAAAAGGGUGAGGCCGUCGGCGAGCCUUUUGUCGGACUCGACGGAUGAGCUGCAUCACUCUCAGCCGCCGGCGUCUACCUUUGACAAGAGCGGCCUACCGCCCUCCAGGACGGGGCGAGCCUUUCGCCAGAGCAUCACGUCGACCCAUCGGGGCCACCGCCUGUUCGAGGGCAUGGUCUUUGCCCUUUCUUUCCUCUCCGACAGUUCAGGCCAAGUGCGGGAGAGUCUGGAAGGUAGGAUCUUGCAAGCGGCCGGUACCGUGGUCGAGGAAGGGUUUCAAGAGCUGUUCGAGCUGUCGGCGAACGCAAACGCGACGAGCAACACGGCGACCGACGACACGGAUUGCAUGAGGCUGGCAAGGGCCCGCGCGAGCUGCGGAUUCGCGGCCGUCAUCGCCGACGGCCAUUCAAGGACACCCAAGUAUCUGCAAGCCCUGGCCCUCGGCCUACCCUGCCUGUAUCCUGGCUGGAUCACCAAAUGUCUGGACAAGGGGAACGUUGUCGACUGGGAGCCAUACCUGCUGAGUGCCGGCUCAUCCAAGGUCCUCGGCGGCGCCAUCCGAUCACGGACCCUGUCAUCGUACCCGGCCCUCGGAGCGAGGCUGGCGGAUGUCAUGGAGCACAGGCGGAAGCUGCUGCUGGGACAGAGUGUGCUGAUGGUUGUGGAUGCCAGGAAGGCACGGAGGCCGACGACGCAGCACUACAGAUUCCUCGUUCAGGCUCUCGGACCCUCCCUUCUGUCGAGGGUGUCGACGGUAGAGCAAGGCCGGGACGCACUACGGCAGGGCGAACGCCGGGGGCAGCCGUUCGACUGGCUGUACGUCGAAAAGUCCGUCGGCACCGUCGACGACGUGCUUUUGCCCGCACCGGAGUCAGGGCCGAAAAGGAGGAAGAAGGUCACUGCCGGGGCGCCGGUGGGGGGGAUGGUGCGUGUGCUGUCCGACGAACUUGUCAAGGAAAGCCUAGUUCUGGGACGGAUGGUCGAGCCGGACGACAUGGAUCCUUGA
Messenger RNA from Drechmeria coniospora, 6966 nucleotides. RefSeq lists its product as uncharacterized. Bases 1 to 6966 code for a protein of 2321 amino acids. The record is from RefSeq and is a predicted model, not a curated record. Gene Ontology annotation, molecular function: histone binding. Gene Ontology annotation, biological process: positive regulation of transcription by RNA polymerase II; DNA damage checkpoint signaling. Lineage: Eukaryota; Fungi; Ascomycota; Sordariomycetes; Hypocreales; Ophiocordycipitaceae. Gene Ontology annotation, cellular component: nucleus. The transcript has 4 exons.